AGUAAGCUACGAGAGCCGGGGCACACUGGUCGUUCCUGGCGACUAGUAUACUCGUUCAGAUUACUACGGUACUCGUCCCGCGUGUAGCGUCCUUAUUUGAAUUGUGUGUUGAACCAACGAGUUCCAGAUUUACUUAAUUACUGUUUGGAUAUCGUACAGAUUACGUGUGCUCAUCUAAUUACUAUGGAUAAUCAGAUACUUGAAACUUAAUUAAUAAAUGUUUCAGCCAAGAUUUUCGGAAUUGGACAUCGAAUGCACAAUGCUACUGAAAUGACGUCGUACCAAGAUGGAUAUUAUCACACGACUUUCCCGCUUCAAAUAUGGCGCCUACGUCCUUUUGGUCAUCAUCCAUAUUCCGAUACUGCAAGGAGAAGAACAAUCGCAAUGUCCAAGUCUGUCAGAAAAUCCGAUUUGUCCUUGUUACAAUUUUAAGGAAGGUCUUUUUCUGGAAUGUCCGAGUGCCUCUCCUGGUGUUGUGAAAAAUGUGUUAUCAAAAAUAAAAGGAACAAUACAAUCUUUAUCGAUUUACGAUUUGGAGAGUUCGACCACUGAACUGAAAGCAGAACUUUUCCCGCCUAAAAUAAAAAUUUCGAAUUUACAAAUCUCCCAAUCAAACAUAGAUAAAGUAAAUCCAAACGCCUUUACAUCGUUGUGUGAUUCAUUAAUAUCUUUGAGCAUUAUUUCCAGUAAAUUGCGUAAAAUUCCACAUGAAUCAUUUACGGAUUUGAAAAACAUUGAAGCAAUCGAUCUACAACUUAAUGAUAUCAACACUAUACAAGGAAGUAUAUUCAGUAAGCUGAAAUUGAAAAAGCUAAAUCUAAAAGGAAACAAAAUCGUCAACAUUUCCGAAAAUGCAUUUUAUAAUUUAGAUAAUUACCUAACUGAAUUAGAUAUUACAGAGAAUUUUCUUAUUAUUUUUCCUUUAAAAUCAUUAGGUAAGUUAAAUGAACUAAUCCAAUUGAGAUUGUCGUGGAACAAAAUCGAUACAAUUCCUGAUAACAUUAAUAUUAGUAUCCCAAAUUUACUGACUUUAGAUUUAAGUUCGAACUCUUUUACUUCGAUAGAAAAAAAAUAUUUUCACUGUAUGCCAAAGUUGAAGACGCUCACUUUCUUUUCUAAUCAAAUUGAAAAUGUCGACGGUGAAGCUUUUUAUCCUUUGCUAUUCUUAGAAACAAUAGAUUUAAGUAGAAAUAAAAUAAAAAGCUUGUCAAAAACAGUUUUUCAGAAUAAUCGAAAUAUUCGCACUGUGGAUUUAAGUCAUAAUCACUUACAUUUUGUUAAUGGUGUUUUUUCAAACCUAAGUCAUCUUUCAGAAAUAUUUUUAUCGGAAAAUAACAUUCUUGAAGUAUCCGAUGACGCAUUUCAUAAUGCUUUUAGUUUGAUGGUUCUUAAUUUAGAACACAAUGCAUUACAAAGAGUCCAUCAAAAUUGUUUUUCUUCUCUUUUAAACUUAACGCAACUACAUAUGGGAACAAAUUAUCUGAAAAAACUUCCACGAAAUUUAUUUCAAAGUAAUCGUAGAUUAGUAACGCUAAGUCUAGAUAAUAACGAUAUUGACGAAUUAGAUGAAUUAAUAUUUGAUAAGCUGGUGGAACUGAGGGAAAUACGUUUGCAGAAUAAUAAAUUAAGGCAGAUCAAGAGGAAUGUAUUUAGUCCUUUACCAGGACUACUAGAAUUGCAUUUGCAAAACAAUUUAAUUCAAAACAUCGACUCUCAUGCUUUCAUAACUUUGAAGAGUCUUCAACAUAUUAAUUUGCAGGGUAAUCGUUUAACUACAAUUGGCGAUGUAUUCCCAAACAGAAAUUCAUCUUUAGUUUCAAUUCAGCUCGGGGCGAAUUCUUUAUCAUUGUUGAAAAAUAGCUCUCUUCGAGGACAAGUUAACGUUCAAAUAAUGUGGCUGAGCCAAAAUAAUAUCAAUAUGUUAACUUCGAAUCUUUUUGAUGAUUUGUUAAAUAUACAGAGGCUGUACCUUAAAAAUAAUAGUAUUAUACAUAUAGAAAGUAAGACAUUUAUGUACUUAAGGAAAAUAAAAUAUCUAGACAUAAGUAACAAUAAGCUAGUUAAAUUAAGUAAUGAAACAUUUUAUCAACUUACAACGUUGGAAGAACUGUACCUACAAUGUAAUACCAUAAAUCAAGUUGCCAAAGACACUUUCCAAUUUCUAACUAAGUUAAAAAUUCUUGAUUUGUCGCAGAAUGAAAUAAUCGUUCUUGAUUUUGAUAUUUCUUCUUUGCCAAUCAAACAGCUUCGUCUUAAUAAAAACUUGAUAUCAGUAAUCGAGGUUGACUCUCUCAAAAGUUUGCCAAAUCUCAGCGAAUUGGAGAUGAAUAACAAUAUGCUAUCUUCAGAGAAUAUUAUACAAGUACAAGUCCCGGGCUUGAAAUCGUUAAUGAUUUCGACAAACAAUUUUAGUUUAUUAGAUAAUAAAACAUUCUCACGUCUUCCGUCAAUUCAAACUCUUUCCCUUGAAAUGUCUAACAUAUCCCACUUACCUCCAACGGUAUUUAUAAAAAAUCAAAAUCUUUUGAGAGUUAAUUUGGCUUUUAAUAAGUUGAAAGAUUUACAUAAAGACGUAUUUGCGUACACAACGAUUUUGCAAGAAUUGAAUUUGAAAGGGAACAAUUUCGCUGAUUUCCCGCACGUUGCACUUUUUAAUAUAUCAUCUUUGGAAAUUCUAAAUUUGUGCCAUAACCAACUACACAGUGUAGACUUUUUUAAAUUUAUUGGCCUACAAAAUCUAAGAACAUUGAUUUUAUGUGACAACCGUAUUUCAAUGCUAAAUGGAUUCAAUUCACCAUUAUUGAAGAAUCUUUUAGUUUUAAAUUUAAGUAGAAAUAGGCUGACAGUUCUUCCACCGAAUUUUUUUCAACAUUCUUUAGGUUUAAAAGAAAUCGACCUAUCACACAACCUAUUUAAUCAAAUUCCAAGCAAUGGUUUAUCUGAAACUGUUCUGCCCGCUUUGACAACUCUAAAUAUGUCGUCUAACUCAUUGAUCCAGUUAUUACAAAGCCCAAAAUUAUUUCCGGCUUUAGAAGAGUUAGUUGUAACAAAAACGAAUCUGACAAUCAUAACCAGCACUGAUUUCGAGAAUUUUCCUGCAUUAAGAAGAUUGCUACUGACACAAAACUCCAUCGUCAGAUUAUCGCCAGGGGCAUUUUCAAAACUGCACAACUUGGAGUUCCUCGAUUUGAGUCAAAAUAAAUUAGAAAAUGUCCCUCGAGAAAGGCUUCAGGGGUUAUAUUCAACACGGCUACUAAACAUCUCCCAGAACAUUAUAAGGGAGCUAGAAGAAUUCACCGCAGAUUUGCAAAGCCUACAAAAAAUUGACUUAUCCUAUAACCACAUUACAAGAAUUCAUAGAGAAAUAUUUCAUCGGCUACAUAAUCUUGUGGAGUUGAACUUAAGUGGAAAUUGGCUAUCAGCUAUUUCUACAGAUGCUUUUAAACAUAUGCACAAAAUAUCUGUUAUAGACUUGAGUCAUAAUUACUUCGAAACAAUUCAAAUAAAAAUGUUAACUUCAUUGGAGUCUCAGAUUAAAGCAUUAUCAUUAGAUGAGAAUCCUUUCACAUGCAAUUGUGAAUCACAGGAUGUCUGGCGGUGGAUGCAAGAUCACUAUAAAAUUAUUAUUAAAGGAAGCUACAAUUUGCGAUGUGAACAUCCAGAAGAUAUACACGGGUAUAGGUUCCUCGAGCUUCCACAUCAGAAAUUAUGCGAUGUACCAAUUGUAAUUCGUAUUGCAAUUCAAGACAUUCAAACAUAUUCUGUUGUCGUUUCUUGGCAAAGUCGAAAUCAAACCGGCUUGAACGGAUUUCAAGUGGCUUAUUUCCCCGAGGAGAAUCCUGGCGCUAUACGAGGUAAGACGAUAGGUGCCGGAAUGAGAUCUACAAGGUUAAAUCAUUUAACGCCAGGAUCAAGGUACAUUAUUUGCGUAUUAGCUUACGGGAAUUUCAGUCCUACAACAUCAUUAGACUCCUCGGUCCCAGAUGCCAGGGUAGCGCCGUCACCCGCUAACAAAAACAGCAUAUACGGAGAUGAACAAAUAAUGAAUCAUCUAAAAUCUUAUAUGAAUGAUUCCAUGACUAGUAAGUGUACAAGUGUUAGCACUAUUGAAAUAUUCGGUGCAGCUAUUGACAGCCCAUUUUCUAAUACAUAUAUGGGCAUCGCUGAUAUUCUGACCAGGAGACUCAGUUUAGUAGUCGGUUGCUGCAUUGGAUUUAUCGUGUUCGUCGUUUUGGUAUCAGCAUUAGGUUACAUCAAAAGUAAAAAGCGUCAAGUGAUUGCGAAAAGUGAAUCUCAACAGCCCCCACAAUAUAUUUCGUAUGACAACUUCAAUACUCCAAGUGUAGAAGUUCAAACAACAGAUAUGGAUAUAAAUACUAUUACGGACAAAACGAAGUCUCAAUGCAAGCAUGAGUGAGGGAUAAUCGUCCUCCAAUACGUGGGCCGACACUUGCAAACUUAAAGAGCGCUUGGGGAUCGGAUUUUUUCCAAUUUGAUUCCCUUAUGAAUAAAAUGCCACUCAUGUCGGGAUAAAACCUUUUAUACCUUCAUCGUCUUUGAAACUUUUCGGAAGUUUGACAGACAGGAAUGAAUUAUUACAACUACUGGCAAUCAAUAACGAAGCGUGUGAUAAUCGAAAAAGUUUCAAGUCACUGGGGCAUUUUAGCCAUCAACUCAAUGUUACGCGUAAAAAACAGUUUUACCUAAGCAAUUUUAUUUUACUUAAACGUUUUAAACAGAACUUAUUUGAUGAUUGCCUUUGUUUAGUGUAUAUUUUUAUUUUAAAACAACUUUUUAACUGUUUAAUAUAAUAGUGUAAAGAAUUUAUAAAUUAAGAGAUUAACGUUAAACGUUACUUUGUUCAUUUCCAAGGACAUUUAAUUGUGAUUUACAUAGAAAUAUUACUGUAAAUUUUUUAGCUUAAAUAAUAAAUCGUUUUGUAAAUUCUUAUUAUAUAACUGUUAGAUAUAAAUCGUGUUAGAAAUCACAUGUAAUCAUGAAAAUCGUUUCGAAACUGGUAAUAAUUGUAAAACAAAAUGUCAUCAAUGAAAUUCUUAAGUUAAAUUGAAUUAGUAGAUUUUAGAUUAAGGUAAAUAAACUAUUACAAGUUCACAAAAAUAUCAGAUUCAUUUAAGUGUAACAAAGAUGUACCAAAGCCCUUGAAUGUGUUUAAUUUGGUUAAUUCAAUCUAAACACAUUUUAAGCUAGUGUAAAGACUGUAGUAUUGAUAAUAAAAUUUGGAAAGAU
Molecule: messenger RNA, 5247 nt
Organism: Bombyx mori (domestic silkworm)
Lineage: Eukaryota; Metazoa; Arthropoda; Insecta; Lepidoptera; Bombycidae
Product: protein artichoke
Exons: 5
Coding region: 287-4417 (1376 amino acids)
Cellular component (GO): extracellular matrix
Molecular function (GO): protein binding
Source: RefSeq, a predicted model, not a curated record